GCCACCGGUCAUUCAGAAUAUCAUGCUCGAAUCUCAAAUUAAAAUUCUGGUUAAUUUUUCUAUGAUUUUAAAUGGACUUUAAACAAUUUUGUAUCGGCAAUAGGUUUAUAUUUAUGACGAGCUCCUAGUGCAAGAGUCACCAUGACUGUAGAUAAAGAAAAUUUUAAAAAAGCGUUUGAAACGCUUAAACCAGCCUGUGAUGCUUUCAUAACAGAACCUAAUGCUAAAAAUUCAAAGCGACUGGCAGAAUUGUUGUCCACGAUUCCAACAGACUCUCUGGAACCUCUUCAACGAUAUGUGCUUAUUCCGAUAGAAGUACACAUGAAAACCGACAAAUCGGACAACACAUUAAAUGUACUGAACGUCUUAACAACGUUAUUGCAAAAAACAUCCAUUGACGUAUGGCCAACUUUCAAUGUAAUUUACACAUUGUUAGUUAGUAAACUAUCCAACAAAAACAAUCCAGAACAAGUUGUUGAUGUUUCCGAAGAUAUAAAACUUGCAGUAACAGUUUGUAUGAACUUGCUAGUUGGCAAAAGUAAUGUUUCUGUUUUAAGUCGUCUCUACCGUGAAGCUGAUUGUAAAAAUGUUGGAUAUUUCAUAUUCGUGUGUACAAAAAUGAUAAAAUACGAAAAAAUGAAUGCUUUGAGGGUUGAAGCCAUAAAGUGUAUUCAAAUUUUAACUUCUGUUUGGACAAAAAUCAAUGAAAACGGCAUUCGUCAAAAAAUUAUUGGAGAUUUAACGAAAUUCGUCCCUGGCGUUUUGUCUGUGUGUAGUAUUAUAGCUAAUGCUCCGGACACUCAACAUCAUUCUUCGACAGUCGCCGCUCUGAAUUUAUGGAGUUCGAUAACCUCUUUACUGAUAUGUGACGAUCAUGUUGUAAUAGAAGAUGGAAAUCCGUACAAUAAACACUUAAAGACUCAAGUUUCGAAGAGUUUGAGUGAUGAAGAAAAACAGUUAAAUGGCUGGAUCAAAGAAAAUAAUAAACAAUUUAAAGUGGUUCUUUCGUAUAUGAUUAAAACUAGGGAACAUCAACAUUGGAGAGUUAGGCUUCAGUUGGUCACUUCCUGUAAUUUAUUGUUAAAUAAGUGUUCGAGAUCUAUGAACUCAUCGGUUACCGAUUUAAUUGAAACUUUACUGGUUUUGUCGGACGACGAACAACCUCAAGUGGAAAAAUUAGCCAACGAGUCAAUAGUGAAUUUAAUUAAAAUAUUUGACCAACGCAACGAGAAGACAUUAAUCGAACUAUUGGAAGAAAGUUUUUAUGUGCUCUUGAGUAGAAUCCCACGAUCUAUUCGCAUGUCCAAUUUGGCCAAGCAAAAAACUGACUUGUCCUUGUUGUCGGGAUACAUAAAACUUUUUGGUCCGUCUCAUUUACCUCGUGUUCUCAAUUCGUACGCACACUUGGACCGAAUGAUAACUGUUCUUACGCAAGUAUUAGAACUUGAAUACAAAACUAUUUCUUUGCUAAAAGACACCACAAUUAGAGAUUUGAAUAAUUUGCAAACAUCAUCCGGAGAAUUGUCUUUGAAUGUGCCGUGGAAGCAAUGGGUUCAUUUCAUUGACACUUCUGCAAUAGUCAAAAUAGAAAAUAUUUGUAAACUUAUCGGCUCAUAUGGAGAUCGGAACUUUAUUGUACGAUAUUUAAUGGACCUAUUUGAAACCAAGACACAGUGUCGAAAAGAAAUCACGCUUUUACUAAACUUGACAUUAUCAGAAAAUAAUGAUGACGUGUGUCAUUAUGAUUUGGUGAGCGAUGUGAUACAGUUAUAUUUGGACAACAAAGUGUGGUAUUUGGCUACGAGCGCAGAUGACGAAUCGACUCAAAACAUUGCAGAAACUCAGAAAAACGUUUUACAAAUUUGUCUUAUGACUGAAGGUCUCGGCCACCUGGUGUCGUCUCUUGAUUUGGCCAAACAACGUGUGUGUUUGGUUCAUUGUCUGUAUCCAAUAUUGGAACGUGUUGGCUCGGAACUAAACUCGAUAUCUUUAGCUGGUCAAACGGCGAUUUCUUUGAUUUCCAAGUCUGGCGGUUAUAAAGAUCCCGUAGAUCUCGUCAUCAAAAACUCAGAUUAUCUAUCACAUCAUUUCACCACCAAGCUGUGGUUGUUGAGAGACCACCCGGAAGUUUUAAACGCGCUUGGCGUAGUUAUGAACAUAAAUAACAACGAUAAUUUAUUACAUUCAUUUCAUGCCAUAGUUACUGAUGUUUUAGUUCAGAGUUGCGACGCUCACCGUACAGAUAAUUUACAUUCGUUCUUGAAAGUGUUUUAUAUAUUCAUAGUGUGUGUUCGUAAUUGGCUGGAAAAUUCCAAACCCAAAAUUGAGUUUAAUUAUAAAAAGUCAAAGUCAUCUGAAGGCAGUAUUGUCGAAAAUCUUUUGGAAUAUCAUAGAAUGUCAACUAUAGAUUUAACUAGGAACGAUGAAUGUUGGCAAAAUGAACCAUCGUCUGGUCAAGGUAUUGGAAGCGACAAUGAAGAAACCGAAAAGCCUUUACCGCCUUACAUAGAAAUGGUAGUUUCAAUUAUGAAACGCGUAUUACAUUUUCUGCCGUUACAACACCAUUUUCUUCCAUUACAAAUUCUUAAUGAAGGGUUAAAAGUAAUAUCUAGUUAUGAAAACCAGCUGUUGCCGAUGGUUCAUAAAAUAUGGUCACCGCUUUGUACUAAGUUCAGUGUGAAAUCUGAUGAUUUAAUCUUCCGAGAAGCGUUUAACCUGUUAAACACUAUGGCAAUAUUUGCCAAAGAUUUUAUUAAGUCUAGAUCGUUGAAACUAGUCAUACCGUGCAUAAUGGAUCGCUUGAAAUCAAGUUCACACGAAAGCAAAAAUAUUCCUAAAGGAAGUGUUUACUUCACUAGCCAUAAAUAUAAAUUGCAGCUAACGAUACUGAGCAAUUCGGCAGAUUUGGUAUUAAAUUUAAACUUGACGGAGAAAGACAUGUAUGACAUGUCAAAUGCUGUAGCUUGUUAUUUAGAUAAAAAUCAACCACAUUCUUUACAAGACAAAUCCAAAGAAUUCUAUUUGAAAUUGCAUGCCAAAAAUUCGGAUUUCACGUGGAUUUAUUUGCAGUCUUUGUACGUAGAUGAACAUGAAUACAAAUCUAAAAAUGAACGUCUGCCGACAAUCAAAGUUUUUAGUACAUCGAAAUUUCAGAAAACCGACACUUUGAAAAAUGUGACUGAAAUAAUUAAUUUGUUGGAGACAUAGCUUAAUUUUAAGAUCAUCGGUAAUCUCUAGAUUAUAAAAUACUUACUAAGUUUUAAAAAAUGCUGUGAUAUUGUAAAUAUAUAACUUAAUAAAUAUAUAAAUUUUACACUGAAAAA
Messenger RNA from Adelges cooleyi (spruce gall adelgid), 3323 nucleotides. RefSeq names its product TELO2-interacting protein 1 homolog (gene Tti1). The record is from RefSeq and is a predicted model, not a curated record. The coding region runs from base 142 to 3207 and encodes 1021 amino acids. Gene Ontology annotation, biological process: chromatin remodeling. Lineage: Eukaryota; Metazoa; Arthropoda; Insecta; Hemiptera; Adelgidae. Gene Ontology annotation, cellular component: cytoplasm. The transcript is spliced from 17 exons.